GAGUUUUCCCCGUCCACAGUCGUAGUUGAAUACAAUGUCACCUUACUCGAUCUUCCAAAUCUAAUGUAAUGGACAAUAAUCCGACGACACCUGCCUUGCUGGCGCAGAGCUCCUCGAUAAACGUAUUCCACGACGAAUCAAUCCUACCGCAGCGUAAUGUAAAAACAAGUGAAAAUGUUCCACCGACGUUGGCAGAGAAAACGUUGUUUGUGCUGUCCAUGAUUCUGAUAGUCCUCUUCCUGCCGUGGUCCCUAUUCAUCUGCCUGAGGGUAAUGUCGGAGUAUGAGCGAGCGGUGAUCCUACGCCUGGGUCGACUGCGUCCCAAGCCACCGAGUGGGCCGGGCCUCAUCUUUCUCGUGCCUUGCAUUGACGACCUCGCUAUUGUGGACAUACGCACCAGGUCGUUCGAUCUGCAUAGACAGGAAAUCCUCACCCGCGACAUGGUGACGAUCAGCAUAGACGGAGUGGUGUACUACAGCAUCAAGAGCCCCUUCGACGCUAUGCUGCAGGUUUCCGAUGCUGAGGAGGCAACCGAAAAGCUAGCAAUGACAACGCUGCGAAACGUGGCCGGCACCCACAAACUAAUGGAUUUGCUCUCGUCCAAGGAGUACCUCUCCAACCAAAUAGAGGGUAUCUUGUACAACUCCACAGAGCCCUGGGGCAUUCGCGUGGAACGGGUGGAGAUCAAGGAGAUCUUCAUGCCCGACCAACUGAAGCGUGCUCUGGCUGUGGAACAGGAGGCGAUGCGGGAGGCCAAGGCCAAGGUGGCCGCGGCGCAGGGAGAGCGGGAUGCGGUAACUGCGCUGAAAGAGGCUGCCGACAUCAUGGAGACCAACCCCAUUGCCCUGCAGCUGCGGUACCUGCAAACACUGAACUCCAUCUGCAAUGAUAACACCAGGUCCUACGUAUUCCCUUUUCCUGUAGACAUUGUGCGGAAAAUGAUGAAGUAGGGUUUCUCAAAAAAUUUCUCCAAACGCGUUCCGUUUUUAUGUGGAUUCCAUUUAAAGGAACUUCGCUAUUUCAUUGUAUAUUAUAUUAUAUUUAGUAUUAUUCAUCUGAAGGAGACCAAAUACGGUACAUUUCCUAUGGCCACGUUUCAUUAGCACAGACGUUCAAUUAAUAUUUUCCGAAAAUUUUCAAGCAGAUGAAGGGGAAUAUCCUUUAACCUCUCUAGUUUUGCGCUCUACAAAAUACAGUUCCCGAGGCGUGCUGAAUGUAGAAAUUUCAAAUGCUGUAUGGAAUUCGACUUAUGCGAAGUCUA
This is a messenger RNA of Drosophila erecta, 1261 nucleotides long. Its product is annotated as band 7 protein AGAP004871. Gene Ontology annotation, cellular component: plasma membrane. The transcript is spliced from 3 exons. NCBI's taxonomy places the organism in Eukaryota, Metazoa, Arthropoda, Insecta, Diptera, Drosophilidae. The coding region runs from base 69 to 950 and encodes 293 amino acids. The record is from RefSeq and is a predicted model, not a curated record.